AUGCUGCUACAAAAAGCAAUAGAGACACCCCACAAGUUGCCCAAGUCGGAAGAACUUAAGGGCAGACAGGAUGUCAUACAGGAAGGAAUAAAAGCAGGAAGGCUAAAACUAGCGGAUAAACCUCCAUUAAAGCUAGCUCCAGCAGAGGCAGAUGAGUCACAACGGAGACUAGCCAAAGGCAACUAUCUCGGCUGGGGUAGUGCUGUGCAGCAAGUGCAAGUGAGAAAGAUUGGAACAUCACACCAACAAGGCCCAGUUCCGGCUUCAUCUAAGGACACAGCCAGACAGAAGGACUAUCUAAGGCUUGCCCAAUGGAGCAGAAAAGUGAUAGAGCAGCCAAAGAAAGAAAUACCAAUUAAGAUGCCCGGAAAUGACAAGCCUCUCGCAACCAUCAUAGAAGGCAGAUAG
Molecule: messenger RNA, 408 nt
Organism: Prunus armeniaca (apricot)
Lineage: Eukaryota; Viridiplantae; Streptophyta; Magnoliopsida; Rosales; Rosaceae
Source: the annotation of a GenBank genome assembly